AUGUCUAGCAUGGCAUGGGACUCCGUCCUGGUUUUGGCUAGGUCGGACCGAGUCGAAUGUAGAGAUGACAUCUUUGAGCCUUACAAAGAUGAGAUUCACCGGCUAUAUGUCAAUGAGAGGAUUCGCCUUAACGAACUCAGGGAGAUGAUGAAGCUCAAGUACGGUCUCGAUCAAACGGAGAAGCAAUGGAAAACUAUGCUUCGCCAGUGGAAAUUCAAGCACAAUUUGAAUCCCAGUGACGCUGCCCACUGCUUGAAAUUGCUCAAUGAAGCCACCUCUCGGGGCUUGUCCCAAACCGUCAUCUUUUCUGGUCAAAAAGUGACCAGGUCUUCUAUCCGGAAAUAUAUCCAAAGGUCUAGUCACAUCAAGUCCGAGGCCGAUUUGUUAGCCAAAAUCAACCCCAAUGAAACUGCUCCAACUUAUAUCAGACUUGCAAGUGCCACGCCCAUCGUUCCGCAUCAGCCUUCUCCUUCAACCUCAACUGUCUCGCCCGCAGUAUGUCCGGGACCUUCGCAUGUCAACCUGACCAAAGGCGCUCCAACGAAUCAAAUUGUGCGCUCGACCCAGGGGUAUCAUCUGCCUUCGGAGCAUCGGUUCAGCGCGUCUCACACCCACCUUGGAAGUUUGGAAUCGCUCAUAGCCCCCUUCCGACCAUCAGCUUUGGACGGUCCAUCAACAACACCGCCCUCAACCGGUGCCCUGGAUCGUAUCAAUAUGGCACUCUCGUGCCACCCCAUCGCCCUGGCUGACCCAGUCAGUCUGUCGGAACUCAACGAGCAUCAUGGCUAUGGUUUCGACGAGCACGUGUGGGGCGACUUUAGUAGAUGUCCUCAGGUCAACGACGCCACCCAGUUUUCCUCGACUUUCGUGGCCAACUCUUUGCGCUGGUGUAUCUGCGACAGUCAAAACAACCGCAAAUACGACGAACAUGCCAACUAUCACUUCCAUACGGCCUUAUGGUACUUUGCAUGCAUGCUAAGAGAUUGCCCCCAACCCGGGGAAGAUUGUAUCUCUGCAACGAGCAUUGCGAUUGCCAUACUCGAAAGCGUUGGCCAGUCUCGACGCCUGGCCAAACUGCUGGCGGAGUGUAACCAAGUCUCCACACAAGCACUGGGGUCGUCAAAUCCUUUAUCUAGGACAUUGGGGUUUGCAGAAACGAUCCUGCAGCUACGUGGAUCUGGAAAACCACCCGCAUAUGACAUCAAGCAUCUCAAAAGUGUCCACCAAGAGAUCUUGUCUCGUUAUCCCCGCAGCCGAGGGCCCGCCUUGGUAGCCGAAUUCAAUGUGGCAUGGGCACAACUCGAGAUGAAGCAAUAUGAAGUCGCGCGCAAGGAGUUGCAAGGCAUCUUCGCAGAAUGUCAAAGUCAUUUUGGUGCCUCUCACAUGCACACCAUCAUGGCCCUUGCUUCUUUGGCUCGUGCUACCAUGAAGCUGGGAGACAUUCGAGAAGCAAGGCGAAUUCUCGUGUCCGAAGUACGCCCCCGGAUCAGGAGCAACUUUCCGGAAAAUCACCCCUACGUUUGGGAGCUAGAUCAUCGGCAAGCCUUCAUGCUCAUGCAACUGGCGAAAUUGACAGAUGAGCAUAAUAAAAGUAAUUAUCUUCACCAGGCUGAGAACUUGUUGCGACAUGUUGUCGUCAACCGCCAUCACAUCUUGGGUUCCAAUAAUCCCAAGUCCGUCCAGUCUUUCCGACUGUUGAGUGACGUCUUGGAGCAGCAGAAUCGACAUCAAGAAGCAUAUCAGAUUUGGGAAUGGACGCGAACCCAACUUCCACAGAGCAAUGCCGGAAUGUCUUGA
Exophiala mesophila is the source of this 1797-nucleotide messenger RNA. RefSeq lists its product as uncharacterized. The coding region runs from base 1 to 1797 and encodes 598 amino acids. The record is from RefSeq and is a predicted model, not a curated record. Lineage: Eukaryota; Fungi; Ascomycota; Eurotiomycetes; Chaetothyriales; Herpotrichiellaceae. The transcript has 2 exons. Gene Ontology annotation, molecular function: protein binding.